This is a messenger RNA of Acanthosepion pharaonis, 1206 nucleotides long. The record is from the annotation of a GenBank genome assembly. NCBI's taxonomy places the organism in Eukaryota, Metazoa, Mollusca, Cephalopoda, Sepiida, Sepiidae.
AUGACAAGAAGACAGCAACAGCGACUCGUAAAAGAAUUAAUGAAAAUAUUCAACAAAGCAGACAGCAUUCCUGGAAAUAAUGGACGAUCUAUGAAGAUCCUCGAUAUUAUCCUCUUUUUCAACUUGUUUUUCUUUUCUUUCUUUCUUUCUUUCUUUCUUUCUUUAUAUCUAUCUAUCUAUCUAUCUAUCUAUCUCAGUCUAUCUAUCUAUCUAUCUAUCUAUCUAUCUAUCUCAGUCGGUUCUUCUAUCUAUCUAUCUAUCUAUCUAUCUAUCUAUCUAUCUAUCUAUCUCAGUCGGUUCUUCUAUCUAUCUAUCUAUCUCAAUCUUUUUAUAAACCUAUUUAUCUAUGUAUCUAAAUCUUUUUAUAAAUCUAUCUAUCUAUCUAUCUAUCUAUCUAUCUAUCUAUCUAUCUAUCUAUCUUAUUGUGAAACAAAGCCUCCUUCUUACUCAGAGAAACAAAGCCUCCUUCUUACUCAGAGAAACAAAGCCUCCUUCUUACUCGGAGAAACAAAGCCUCCUUCUUACUCAGUGAAACAAAGCCUCCUUCUUACUCAGAGAAACAAAGCUCCCUUCUUACUCAGAGAAACAAAGCCUUCCUCUUACUCAGAGAAACAAAGCCUUCUUCUUAGAGAAACAAAGCCUUCUUCUUACUCAGAGAAACAAAGCUUCCUUCUUACUCAGAGAAACAAAGCCUCCUUCUUACUCAGAGAAACAAAGCCUUCCUCUUACUCAGUGAAACAAAGCCUCCUUCUUACUCAGAGAAACAAAGCCUCCUUCUUACUCAGAGAAACAAAGCCUUCUUCUUACUCAGAGAAACAAAGCCUUCUUCUUACUCAGAGAAACAAAGCCUUCUUCUUACUCAGUGAAACAAAGCCUCCUUCUUUCUCAGAGAAACAAAGCCUCCUUUCUUACUCAGUGAAACAAAGCCUCCUUCUUACUCAGAGAAACAAAGCCUCCUUCUUAGAGAAACAAAGCCUUCUUCUUACUCAGAGAAACAAAGCCUUCCUCUUACUCAGUGAAACAAAGCCUCCUUCUUACUCAGAGAAACAAAGCCUCCUUCUUACUCAGAGAAACAAAGCCUUCUUCUUACUCAGAGAAACAAAGCCUCCUUCUUACUCAGUGAAACAAAGCAUCCUUCUUACUCAGAGAAACAAAGCCUUCUUCUUACUCAGAGAAACAAAGCCUUCUUCUUACUCAGAGAAAUAA